AUGACUAUACCUAGUCAGGAAAUCUCACAGGAACUAGUGCCUGAUCCAUUUGGGAGAAGUUCGACAAUCCUACGAUCUUCUUCGAAAUCAACGUCGUUGAAGGCUGCAAAUCAGGGACGCUUCCGAAAAGUUAAUAAAUGCGGAAGUGCACGGAAUCAGAAUACAAACAGCGGGGUUGAGCCGAACAUAUCAUGGUAUAAAACCCACCACCCUAAUCACUGCUUCAACAGUAAGGAGUCAAUCAUGUUCCAAUCACUUUGGAUUCGUUUGAAUGUAUUUCUUAAUAAACUUCAACUGCAUCAUAAUGGAAAGCAUACAUCCUUGGAGCUUGCAGUGAAGGGUCUGCGAUAUCUUGGAAUAUGGUGUAUGGAUAGAACUAGGGAAAAUUCGUCUUACAAAAUAUACAAUAAAGUUAUCUUAGCGGUGACAAAUAUCUUUGUAAUUACGGCAACUUGCGAUCUAUGUGGAUCAAUAUCAGAUUACGAAAAUUUUCUGGAUGGAGCUUGUAUUCUCACUGCGUUUUACAUGAUUCUUUACAAAAGGAUUGAGUUCCAUGUGAAACAAAGUGAAAUUGAGAAAAUAAUAAAUAUUCUUCAUAAACGGGCCCAGUUUAUAUUUAUAAGUGCAAAUGAAAGGAACAGAAAAAAGUAUUGCGAAUAUUUACAAGAAGAAUACGCAUUAAUUAUUUUACUUGGAAUCAUUGCUUUUACUCUAUCUAGUGCCUUCACCUUUCAGCCACUCCUGUCACAUUCUUCCGCACUGCCGUUCCGUGCAAAAUAUCCAUUUUCAACGGAAGCUGGAUCAUAUGCCUACAUUUUUAUCUACCUAUAUCAGAGUGUGUGUUGUUUUAUUUUAAUCUUCCAAAUUUAUUACAUGGAUACGAGUACGAUAAUAAUGGUGAACCAAGCCUGUCUAUAUUUGGAAUAUGUAUGCGAUAGCUUCAGAAAUCUUGGAGCGCAAGGACACACACACUCAAAAAUCAAGGAUGUACUUGGCAGAAUUGUGCAUGAACAUCAAAGGAUAAUUUCCCUCAUUAACUACAUAAAUGAAGCUUUCCACCAUAUGCUAGUUGUCCAGGUCAUUUCCAGCACAUCGCUCUUAUGUUUGACGGGCUAUGAAGUAACAGUAACGAACGAAAAAUCGUCACAUUUCAAGUAUAUUUUCUACAUGUUUUCUGCAUUAUUACAAAUAUUCUUUUGGUGUUUCUACGGAAAUCGAAUCAGCCAUCAGUCAAGUAAAGUAGCUGAGGCGGCUUAUAACUGCAUGUGGAUAGGGUGUCCGAAAGGAUUCAUAAAUGAUCUGCAGUUCAUCAUUAUGAGAGGUCAGAAACCACUGGCGAUCAGUGCUUACCCAUUUUAUGACUUCGAUUUUGAAUCAUUCAUCAAGAUUUUGAGUGCAUCCUGCUCAUACUUUACCCUGAUACGCACUUUGAACCAAUAAAGGAACAAAGGACCUUGCAGCAUACAAAGUCACGACAAAUUGUAAAAAUAUUACAUAACUAUAAAGUAACCAUG
Hermetia illucens (black soldier fly) is the source of this 1514-nucleotide messenger RNA. It is a transcript of the gene Or47b, whose product is annotated as putative odorant receptor 92a. Gene Ontology annotation, molecular function: odorant binding; olfactory receptor activity. The record is from RefSeq and is a predicted model, not a curated record. Gene Ontology annotation, biological process: sensory perception of smell; detection of chemical stimulus involved in sensory perception of smell. Lineage: Eukaryota; Metazoa; Arthropoda; Insecta; Diptera; Stratiomyidae. The transcript has 8 exons. The coding region runs from base 1 to 1440 and encodes 479 amino acids. Gene Ontology annotation, cellular component: plasma membrane.